AGCCACCCAGAUGAAUGACCAGAUGGAGCGUACGGCGUGGUGAAGGGCGCGUUAUCUUGAGCUCUUCUGGGCAUUCCAGACCUUAAUUCCGGCUAGAUUCAUUUGAAGAAUUACUAGUGUGUGAAAACCCUCCUGAGUCGCCCUUGCGCUCCUUUUUUCUGAUGCAUGGAGCUCGGUGGCUGGGAACGUCGUCGGAAGAUCCGGUGCGGUUAUGGGUCUGAGCCUCCCAGCACGAAUUGAAGCCAUUCUAAGAGCAUUGAGUAUGCAUGCAACGCUGUGCCACGUGGAAUGACGGAAGCGAGCGAGCGAGCGAGCGAGAGAGAGAGAGAGAGAGAGAGAGAGAGAGAGAGAGAGAGAGAGAGAGAGAGAGGGGUCUGGAAGAGAUGUUGUUUGCGUCAGGAAGGCCAGACUUGACACGGCUGCGCGUGAGAGCCACUCGUUGCUGUGAGUCGGGAGUCGGGAGUCGGGAUCUAAUACUCGAGCUGAGCAAGUGCUUCGUGUUGGGCACCUCGUUAACUUACUCGCUUGAGCAGAACGCUGAGGCAUGGAUGCGUGCAUAUAUAUAUAUGAUAGCUGCAUGUAUGUAUGUAUAUACUGGUGUUCUCCUUUGUGUGUCGACGGGUUCAGUAUGGUGGAAUUUUUUUUGCUUCAGGAGUUGGUGGAAUGGAUAAGGGGAAGGAGUACGCUGGCUCCUAGAGGGUUAGCUUCUGGCGCCAAACGACGGAAAUUGCGAGUCGGGCAGGAUGAUUCGCAGUCCGUCGUUUGGCGGGAAAAAAAAAGGAAGCAGGGUUCAGCUUUUGGCGGGAAAACUGUGUGUGCGGGGUUCAUUUAGCUCUUGAUUCGCGGUCCGUCGUUUGGCGGGAGAACGAUAUGCAGGGUUGAGAUUUUGGCGGGAAAACUGUGUGCGGGGUUCAGUUCUUGGCCGGAAAGCUGUGUGCGGGGUUCAGGUCUUGGCGGGAAAACCUUUUUGCAGGGUUUCAGUUUUUGGCGGGAAAACCUUGUGCAGGGUUUCAGUUUUUGGCGGGAAAACCGUAUGAUGAAGGGUUUCAGCCCCGUUGGCAGAAAGCAACCUGUUUGAUUGAAAGGAAUCGAUUAUUUCUCUUUCUUAUUCUUAGGUAGAGGAAAGAGCAGACAACGUCGUUGGUUCUUUGAGAUGACCUGCCAUUUGCUGCCGAGGUAAGUCUAAUAAUAGAUCCGCGCCAAUCAGUCCAAUUGAGCUGACACAGGUGCUGGUGAUCUGGGAUUAACGGGAGUUCCAUGUUGAUGUGUAAUUUGUCUUUUACUUAGAUUAGAUUAGAUGAUGAAACCGCAGGUUAUUGAAUGGGUGAGCGGUAUAGGUUACAAGGGCUAGCUUGGGUGGGGGUACUGGGGGAGGAGAGGAGAGAAGGUUUGGUUAGCACACACACGUGCACUUUUCUGAAUGCAUCAGGCUAUGAUCAUCGGUCAAAUUCCCUUCGUAAAGUCCUGCUGUGAGUCUGUCCUUAUGCAGAUAAAUGGGUUUCCCUUCCAUAAAGUCCGGCUGUGAGCGUGUUCUUAUGCGGACAAGUCCUGUUUGAAAUGAGGGAGGUGGUGAACAGGGACACGGUCGGGAGAGGCGAGAGGGGUACAUGGUUGUUGUUGAUCGGAAGAGAAGGGGUCAAGAGGAGGAGAGAGGGGUAAGUGUGGGAACAUACGGCGUCAAAUGGAGGGCGAGAGCGAAGAGGAAACAGGCACACGGCGUACAGGGAUCAUAUGGAGGACAGGGGUAAUUGUGGGAACAUACAGCGGCAAAUGGAGGGCGAGAGUGAAGAGGAAACAGGCACACGGCGUACGUGGUUGUCGGUCGGAAGAGAAGGGGUCAAGUGGAGGAGAGAGGGGUAAGUGUGGGAACAUACAGCGUCAAAUGGAGGGCGAGAGCGAAGAGGAGGGAACAGGCACGCGAUGUAGAGAAGGGAGGAGGUGGAUGCAGCACGCCAAGAAUUGCUUCGAGGAUACUUGUUUUGACUAGUUACGACCGCGCCAUUGCUCCAAAGAAUGAAGGCGUUAUGAGGAGGCGGCAUUGUCUCGCCCUGUCUCGCCUUUUCUCUCCUCUUGAUGCAGGGCCAUUUUAUCAGUCGCGUAUCAAUCACAUUUCAACGUCGGAUCGCCAACUGCAAGCGGCGAAGAUUGUCAAGUGGAGGGUGAGAGAGAGAGGAAACAGGCAUUGCAUGAAGGAGGAAACAGGCAUGGCCAAAAAUAUAUUGUGCUUGACAAUUAUGGUGCUGAUAUUGCUCCAAAGGCGAUGAUUUGAUGAGCAUGCAAUGUGUCUUGCCCUGUCUCUCCUCAUCUUUCCUCUUGACCCCUCCCCAUUUUAUCAGCUGCAUAUCGCAUCAUGAUCCCGGAUCGCCAACUGCAGGCUAAGAUAUGAGGAUCUGGCCGCCAACGAAGGGGAUGCCGCAUGGUGACGAUUCAUUGCCCUGCUGUCUGUCGUCCGCUGUGAUCGCUCUGUUUUCCUAUCGGAAGGUUGAGAUUGUGCCAGCAAGGCGGUGAUAGGUGGGUCGUCGAACGCAGGAUGUGUGGACCACACUCAGCCAAGGAGAGAAGGCACUCAGCUAAGGAGAAGAGGACAAGUAGAGUGCGAUCGGCCGGGAUGCGCAGUUUGCGAGAAACGAACUUGAGUGGAAGGGUAUGACAGUCUGACGAGGAAAGACAUUGGCAGAUGAAUGAGGGAAUGCCACAUGGAUGGUUAUGCCCUGUGAGCUAAAGAGGCAAGUGGUGCGAGUGUGCAGUGUGGGGGUUGAGGUCUAGAUACCCUGAUGGGAGAAUGAACUGAAUGGGGGUUGAGGUCUAGAUACCAUGAUGGGAGAAUGAACUGAAAUGGGAGUAAAUGAUAAACGUACAAGGAAACAUUUCGGCAGAGGAGGGACCGACACGUGGAUGGUUUUGUCCUGUGAGUGGGAGAGAUGAUGACGGAGGGGGUGGAGGGGGUGGAGGGGAGUCCUCCCUCGUUUUUCUGUUUCCUGCAUGGCAGUCGUGGUUGAUUUGUCUUGGCCUGUUGGCACCCUCCUAGGCCCUGUUGAAGAUUGUCUUGCGAACUUUUUUUUUUUUUUUUGCUUUUGUUUUGCCAACUAGUUUCUCAUAUUAAUUAUUUCAUUGACUGAUUUGCUAAUGGAUUAAUUAGGCAUUUGAUUGAUUGAUUGCCCGGUCAGCUGGUUGGAGAUUGGGUAUGUGUUGAUGAUGGGGGAGCUUGGCAGCUGUUUGUUGUUUGAGAGAGGGGAGAUGCAAUUGCAUUCUAUUCCUGCAUAGCAAUCCACCGGGCACGCUCCACACAGCUGGUCAGGGAGUUCUGGACUCGUCUUCCGUCUUCAUGUCGAUUUUUCCGUCUUUGCGACACUGAAACCUUCGUUGCAAUUCACUUUUGCGGUUCUCGACAAGUGCGCGUUGCAGUUUGUACCCUCUCGGUCUCAGGAAUGUAACUGCUCGCACUAGGGUUUCUCUGAAUGAAUCUGGUAGUAAUUC
Molecule: messenger RNA, 3477 nt
Organism: Chara braunii
Lineage: Eukaryota; Viridiplantae; Streptophyta; Charophyceae; Charales; Characeae
Source: the annotation of a GenBank genome assembly